AGACAUUGAAUUUGAUUUUGAUUGGGUGUAUUUAUAUUGUAUACAAAAAAUACUGCUGAUCAAGUGUAUUAAACGUGUUUAAUUAAGCCUUCUACUGUGUAAAUAAGUAAUUCUGACGGGGACAUGGAAGACGAGAUAGAAGACAGAGUAUUACAUCAAACAUACGUUUCUUUCGUAAAAAUAUUGUCUAGAUUCACCAGUAGCACUUUUCUUGACGCUCCUGUGAGCUAUUUAUGGAAAAUGGUGCGUCUUUAUUUUCUGCGAUCUGAAGUAGUUGUGAUCACACUAGCUAUUGUGAUCUUCUUAAUGUAUCUUCAAAGUAUAGAAUUAUGGAGUCGAACAAUGCUAAGCAGACUGUCGCAAGCGAUGAAUCCUAUGAGCGCUGUUCAACGAAUGAAACUCAUGGAGGGAUCCGAUGCAGACAAGCAAAGUUGGGAACUGAAAGGCACGCUAAGUGCUGCUUACGCAAUCAAAGGUAGAAGAAUGCACAUGGAAGAUAGAUUUAUAAUAAACGAAAAUGUAAACAACACAGGCAUAUCACUAUUCGCUAUAUUCGAUGGACACGGCGGAGAGUUUGCUGCUAACUAUGCUAAGGACCAUCUUAUACAGAAUCUUUACAACAAAAUUGUUGAACUUAACGCUUUCAAAGAAGGUAAAAUAUCUGAUAUAUCUAGAGAAAUUAUUGAGGAGUAUGCACCUAAAGAGGAAAAUGUUGAACGUAAAACAAGUUUCAAAAAGUCAGUUAGUACUGCAGAUGAUACAUCAAAAAAAGAAAUAACAGAUCCUGAAUUGCUUGCCCAGCUUUCUAAAGCAAGGCCAAUCAUCACCCGAGAAGUGCGGACCACAACUAAGCCAGUUAAGAAUAUCAACAUACCAUUAUCUAGUUAUAUUGACAAAGGAAAAAUUAAUUAUGGAAAAUUAUUGACUGAUGAAGUUUUAGCAGCAGAUAGAUUACUAGUAGAAGCUGCAAAGAAGUCUUUGAAUGUUGCCGGCACUACAGCCCUUAUUGCAAUAAUGGAAAAUAAUCAUCUGAUAGUGGCCAAUGUUGGUGACUCCAGGGGAGUCAUGUGUGACUCGAGAGGCAAUGCUAUUCCUGUCUCAUUUGACCAUAAACCACAACAGGUAAGGGAACAAAAAAGAAUUGAGGCAGCAGGAGGUUACAUUGCUUAUAAUGGAGUUUGGAGAGUUGCAGGUAUCUUAGCUACUUCAAGAGCUAUGGGUGAUUACCCACUCAAAGAUAAGAAAUUUGUCAUAGCAGAUCCAGAUAUACUUACUUUUAACUUAAAUGAUCAUAAACCUAUGUUCUUAGUCUUAGCCUCUGAUGGUCUCUGGGACACGUUUACCAAUGAAGAAGCUGUGAAAUUUAUUAAAGAAAGACUUGAUGAACCAGAUUAUGGGGCAAAAAGUUUAACACUACAAGCAUAUUAUAGAGGAUCAGUUGAUAAUAUUACAGUUUUGGUCAUAAACUUCCUAAAUACCAAUAUAACCAUCGCAGGAGUUCAGUAGAAAUUGUAAUUUUAUUCCUUAGUUUAGAUCUUCGUAAGAGAUUUCAAGGUACAUUUUUCACAGUUUUCUAGAAAUUUUAUGCCUGAUAACAAUUAGGUCUCAUACUUGGAGCAAUUUGAACAAUUACAGCAAUUGAGAGCCAUGAUAACUUAUAAAGAAUACCUUCUGAAAAGUUAAUACAGUAUCUUACCAUGAAUACAUAGUGCAUUUGAAGAAGUAUUUAUUUGGAAUCUUUCCAUCCAGUAAAAAAUUUAUACUAUUUUCUAAAAGAUUACCCUAGUGUUUUUAUAUAUACAUAUAUUGUAAAUAAAUAAAUAUGCAGAGGACAAGUAAUUAAUGACUAAAAACCCCAAAAUUAAAAACAUUAAUGUGGCAAAUUUUCUUUUGUGUGAAGAAACAUAUUAAUAAAAUAAGCAUAAUAUACAUUUAAUGUUUUAUGAAGUUGAAGGAGGCUAAAUGUAUUUUUACUAAAGCAACUAUUCUGAAAAUAAAGUUUAAAGAAAAUGUUUUUAACUAAAAAGUAAAUUUGUUACUUAGACCAGAGUAACUUAUAUUUUAUAAUGUCGGAUGUGCAUGUACCUAAUUAUAUAUUUUUGAAAUUUAAUAUUUGAAUUUAUGGAUGGUUGUGAAGUGUAUGCAGAUUUUCAUAAAUCUAUUUGAUGUUAUUGAUGAUAAGAUAUUCUGAAAAAAAAGUUGUUCAACAACAUUAGAGAUAAAUUGAUGUACAUUAUCAGGUGUCAUAUUUGUGUACAAGUAGUUAAUAAUAUAUAGUAUGAAAACAGUUGUAUGAUAAUGAAUGUUGUAAUAGAUAUAAAAGAAUGCUAUAAAAAUGCACUUUUUCCUAAAUUUAUUUCUUAUAUAAUAAAUAUUUUGGACGUUUAUAUUCAUGAAAGCCAUGAUAUUUUUCAUCUGAUUGUCUGAAAAGUACAUUAACUACAAUAUUCAACUUUAUUUACAAUAUAUAAUAUUUAUAUAAUCGUCUGAAUUUGCUAAGAUAGGUAAUUAUUUUUGCUCUUUACUAACACUGUUGUUAUGUUGUUGAACUGUAGUUAUUAUUUUGGCUAAGUAAAAACAAUGCCCCCAUAAUUAUUAUGUUGCCUGUGGUGCUAGUCAUUUUUUUUUUGUUAUUUUUGUUGUUCGUAACUUUAUGCAAAUAUACCAUAGGAAUAGUAAACAGUGUCAGUAAGAUUUCCAUAAAAUCUUAAAUUACUUAUCUAUGUUGUCAUCUCAAUAGGAUUAUGAAAUUCAUUGGUGUCAAAUAAAAAAAUGUAUACUGCUAAAA
Messenger RNA from Bombyx mandarina (wild silkworm), 2788 nucleotides. RefSeq names its product protein phosphatase 1L. Gene Ontology annotation, biological process: protein dephosphorylation. NCBI's taxonomy places the organism in Eukaryota, Metazoa, Arthropoda, Insecta, Lepidoptera, Bombycidae. Gene Ontology annotation, molecular function: protein serine/threonine phosphatase activity; cation binding. The record is from RefSeq and is a predicted model, not a curated record.